Messenger RNA from Hibiscus syriacus, 732 nucleotides. Its product is annotated as c-Myc-binding protein homolog. NCBI's taxonomy places the organism in Eukaryota, Viridiplantae, Streptophyta, Magnoliopsida, Malvales, Malvaceae. Bases 138 to 488 code for a protein of 116 amino acids. The transcript has 5 exons. The record is from RefSeq and is a predicted model, not a curated record. Gene Ontology annotation, biological process: regulation of DNA-templated transcription. Gene Ontology annotation, molecular function: transcription coactivator activity. Gene Ontology annotation, cellular component: nucleus.
ACAGCUUGACCGACACAAUUGGCAACUGAAACAAGACAUCAUCGAUGAUUAUGUCUUAACAUUAAACUUAGAUCUUAGAAUUGCGCAUAACACAGCUGGAGCAAAGAAGAGUAGCCAACUGCUGAAGCCUGAAGAUAAUGAUGAGAUAUAAAGAGGAAAAAGAGGCUAAGAAAGAAGCAUUUAGAAAGUAUCUUGAAUCCAGUGGAGUUGUUGAUGCUUUCACCAAAGUUUUGGUUGAUUUGUAUGAACAAAAUGAGAAACCAUCUUCAGCCCUUGAGUUUGUCCAACAAAAAUUAGGGGGUCCAACGGCAUCUGAAUACGGAGCUCUACAAGCUGAGAUGUCAGAUUUGAGAACAAAGUAUAAUGAGCUAUUGUGCAAGCAUGAGGAUGCUUGCAAAGAGUUAGAAGAGCUUAAAAAUCUGCAUUCUUCAGUUUCACUAGCAACAAAGGAGACUAUUGAGGGCGAGCCAUUGAAAGAUGAGGUCUAAGUAUAUUGGUAAGAAUUCAUAUUAUGUAACAAUGAUGGGAUAUGAAGCACUUAAUAUGGUAGUAAUCUACAACUUCUAAUGACUCGUUUGACUAUGUAUCCCUUCAUUUUUUUUAAUAUGUAAAAUCUUUGUUGAUUUAUUCUUAUUCGAAUUCGGGUGUAAGUUUAAGAUACUUGUAUGCGUUUAACAAGGAUAUGAACCAAUAUUGAUACAAUCUGUGACAGCAAGAAAUUCCGAAACCCAA